AUGGGCAAACUCUUGGUGAUAAUGCUAGUUUGUAUGUUUAUGGCUUUCCAAAGCUUGGAAGCUCUUGAUUAUGGAGAUGCACUAAACAAGUCCAUCUUGUUCUUCGAAGGCCAACGAUCCGGUAAACUACCAGUGAACCAACGUGUCACAUGGCGAGCCGAUUCUGCCCUCUCUGACGGUCAACCGGAUAAUGUGAAUUUGACUGGAGGGUACUAUGAUGCUGGUGACAAUUCCUCUAUCAAAUGGGGAACCGAUUUUAUCCUCCGUGCUCAUACUUCUCCCACCACGCUAUAUACACAGGUUGGAGAUGGAAAUUCAGAUCAUAGUUGUUGGCAGAGGCCAGAAGAUAUGGACACACUUAGAACUCUCUACAAGAUAACUUCUUCUUCCCCUGGCUCUGAAGCCGCCGGUGAAGCCGCAGCCGCGCUUGCCUCUGCCUCACUUGUUUUCAAGUCUAUCGACUCUAAUUAUUCAACCAAUCUACUAAACCAUGCUAAAACCCUAUUUGACUUUGCUGAUCAGUUCAGAGGUUCUUAUCAAGCAUCUUGCCCUUUCUACUGCUCCUACUCAAGCUACAGGGACGAGUUAUUAUGGGCUGCGGCUUGGCUAUACAAAGCAACAGGAGAAAGUAAAUACUUAAGUUAUGUCAUAAGCAAUCGAGAUUGGAGCCAAGCCGUGAAUGAAUUCAGCUGGGACAAUAAAUUCGCCGGAGCUCAGGCUUUACUCGCAUCGGUUAGUAAUAUAGAGUUUUACAAAGGGAAAACUGACUUGGGAAAAUAUAAGAGUGAUGUUGAGUCAUUCAUCUGUGCAUUGAUGCCUGGAAGUAGCUCUCAGCAAAUUAAGCGAACUCCUGGUGGACUUUUGUUUACUAGAGACAAUAUCAACUUACAAUAUGUAACAACGGCAAUAACGGUUUUGUUUCAGUACUCAAAAACUCUAACUCAAGCCCAAGUCGGUUCAAUCCAGUGCGGGUCAACCAAGUUCACAGUAUCUCAAAUUCAGAAUUUCUCUAAAUCACAGGUGGAUUAUAUCCUUGGAAACAAUCCAAUGAAAACGUCUUACAUGGUCGGAUUCGGGAGCAAGUACCCAACACAGCUUCAUCAUAGAGGCUCAUCUUUACCGUCUAUCAAAUCUAAACCGGAGAAAAUAACCUGCGGUGGAGGAUUUUCAUACUACAAUUCUGCUCAACCAAACCCGAAUGUCCAUAUCGGGGCAAUUGUGGGCGGACCGAAUGCAACAGACUAUUUUAGCGACAAAAGAUCAGAUUACUCCCAUACAGAGCCCACAACUUACCUCAACGCCGGCGUUAUUGGACCUUUAGCUGCUCUGAUUGGCCUGAACUCUAGCUAG
Messenger RNA from Eruca vesicaria subsp. sativa (arugula), 1350 nucleotides. Lineage: Eukaryota; Viridiplantae; Streptophyta; Magnoliopsida; Brassicales; Brassicaceae. The record is from the annotation of a GenBank genome assembly.